This is a messenger RNA of Coregonus sp. 'balchen', 5549 nucleotides long. Lineage: Eukaryota; Metazoa; Chordata; Actinopteri; Salmoniformes; Salmonidae. The record is from the annotation of a GenBank genome assembly.
GGCCACCUUGUCAUCCCCAGGUCCAAGUGCCAUAGCUUCAGCGGCAGGGGGCUUAAACAGGUUGGUAGUAGGCUCUGGAACUCCCUUCCUCCUCCAUCACCGUCUUUCAGUCCCUCAUAAAGACCCACCUCCAUGACAAGGCAAGGCCUAGCCUUGGGUCUGAAUAGUUAUGGUAAAUGUCAUUGUUUGGGAAAAGCAUUGGAGUGGAUUGGAUUAAUUUGUCACGAUGGUAGCACAUAUUACAGUGAUAAACUGAAAAACAAGUUCAGUAUCUUCAGAAACACUUCCAGCAAGCACAGUAACUUUAACAGGACAAGGUCUGCAGACUGAAGACACAGCUGUGUAAUAUUGUGCUCGAUGAACCACAAGUGAUACAAACCACACCAGACCUGUACUAAAACUUAAUAUGCAUGAGAAGCAAGCACAAGUGAAACAUACAGUGCAUUCGGAAAGUAUUCAGGCCCCUUUACUUUUUCCACAUUGGUGUUACAUUAAAGCCUUAUUCUAAAAUGGAUUAAAUACAAAACAUUCAUCAGCAAUCUACACACAAUACCACAUAAUGACAAAGCGAAAACAGGUGUUUAGAAAAUGUUUGCACAUUUAUUAAACAGAAAUAUCUAAGUAUUCAAAUCCUUCGCUAUGAGACUCGAAAUUGAGCUCAGGUGCAUCCUGUUUCUAUUGAUCAUCCUUGAGAUGUUUUCUACAACUUGACUGGAGUCCACCUGUGGUAAUUCCAUUGAUAGGACAUGAUAUGGAAAGGCACACACCUUGUCUAUAUAAGGUCCCAUAGUUUGACAGUGCCUGUCAGAGCAAAAGCAAAAACCAAGCCAUGAGGUCGAACAAAAUUGUCCGUAGACCUCCGAGACAGGAUUGUGUCGAGGCAAAUUUCUGCAGCAUUGAAGGUCACCAAGAACACAGAGGCCUCCAUCAUUCUUAAAUGGAAGAUGUUUGGAACCACCAAGACUCUUCCUAGAGCUGAACGCCUGGCCAAACUGAGCAAUCAGGGGAGAGGGCCUUGGUCAUGGAGGUUGACCAAGAACCCGAUGGUCACUCUUGACAGAGCUCUAGAGUUCCUCUGUGGAGAUGGGGAGAACCCUUCCAGAAGGACAACCAUCUCUGGCAGCACUCCACCAAUCCGGCCUUUAUGGUAGAGUCCCACUCCUCAAGCAAAAGGCACAUGACAGCCAGCUUGGAGUUUUGCAAAAAGGCACCUAAAGACACUCAGACCAUGAUAAAAUCAAGAUUGAAUUAUUUGGCCUGAAAUGCCAACUGGUCACGACUGGAGGAAACCUGGCACCAUCCCUACGGUGAAGCAUGGUGGUGACAGCAUUAAUGCUGUGGGGAUGUUUUUUCAGCAGCGGCAGGGGACUGGGGGCGACUAGUCAGGAUAAAGGCAAAGAUUAACGAAGCAAAGUACGGAGAGGGGCGUUGAUAAAAACCUCUCCAGAGUGCUCAGGACCUCAGACUGGGGCUAAAAGUUUACCUUCCAACAGGACAACGACCCUAUGCACACAGCCAAGACAACGUAGGAGUGGCUUCGGGACAAAGUCUCUGAAUGUCCUUGAGUGGCCCAGCCAGAGGCCGAUCGAACAUCUCUGGAGAGACCUGAAAAAUAGAUGUGCAGCAUCGCUCCCCAUCCAACUUGACAGAGCUUGAGAUGAUCUGCAGAGAAGAAUGGGAGAAACUCCCCAAAUACAGGUGUGCCAAGCUUGUAGCGUCAUACCCAAGUCUCAAUGCUGUAAUCACUGCCAAAGGUGCUUCAACAAAGUACUGAGUAAAGGGUCUGAAGAGUUAUGGUAAAUGUCAUGAUAUUUCCAGUUGUUAUUUUAUUUAUAAAAUUUGCAAAAAAAUUCUUAAAAGCUGUUUUUGCUUUGUCAUUAUGGGGGUAUUGUGUGUAGAUUGAUGAUGGGGGGGGGGGGGGGGGGACGGGACAUUUAAAUAUACAUUUAGAAUAAGCUGUAACGUAACAAAAUGUGGAUUGGGUAAAUGGGUCUGAAUACUUUCCCAAGGCACUGUAUGGCCCUCAUUGGAUUCCAAUAGAAUAUAACCAUAUCAAUCGAAGAACUGCCCUAUAAAAAUACAACUUCUUAUUGAUACAUUGGCACAAUAAGUGAGUAUGUCACUAUAACAUGUCAAACUUAAUUCUUCAAACAAACAUUUCUCAACAGUGGCCAGAUAUGUAGUAUAUAGACCAUUAAAGCUAAGGGGAAAGACAUUUAACACACAUGAAGAAAUGCUAAUGUUGUGUCUGUUCAAUCGUUAUACCCAAGGUGGUCCUCCUCCCAUUUCAGUAGUCGGAUAUAAGAACUGCGCUCCCACAGACCAUCUACCUCAUCACGACAAGUAGUCCCAGUCUAUGUGCCUCCUUUUUCAGAAUUCUAGAACCGUCCCACCAAUGAGAGUUCUAGAUGUCUGUUCCUCCUGGCUCUCAUCUCAGGUGGGGUUACUGGAGUUAUUUCUGUCCAGUGUAGAAGACCGAGAGGACUGUGCUACUUGGCUGGGGGGUCACAUUCACUCUAAACUCUCAAGGGGUAGUCACCGCACCUCCUCUGAGCCAGUGGUGAAGAGACCUUGAGAGUCAGUAACACUGGUCCUGUACGUGUCCUGGUUUCUCUAUGGGUAGCUACAACAGACAUGCACUGGAUCCUUCAGAACACCGGGAAAGGACUGAGUGGAUUGAUAGCAUGACAACUAGUAAUAUAUUUGCUCAGUCCCUGUCCAGGGCCAGUUUCAACCAUCACCAAAUACCAGCUCCAAAAACAAGCUGUACUUAGAUUGGGGAAAGCUUGAGAAAUGCGACUCCGUUUUUUUUUUGUUCCAAACCCAAUGACCGGACUGCAGCACCGUACAAAAGUUUAGGCACUUUUUUAAAUUUUGACAAUUUGAAAAUCCCCAACCCUUUUCGACAUCAAUCCCCCGGCCCCCCCAACACUAGGAAGAUAGACAUAAACAUACUUUAAAUAAACCCCCAAAAUCCACUGAACAAAAAAAAUUUUUUCCACCUGACAGGUGGGAUAUCAAGAACUGAUUAAACCAGAAAAUUACCGUGCACCUUUGCUGGGGACAAUAAAAGGCCCUUCAAAAAAUUUCAAUUUUGGCACACAAUACAAUGCCACAGAGUAAAGUAUUUUGGGAGCUGCAAUUUGGGAAGUACUGCAGGAAUUCCCCCAGAGUGUUUCUAGAUAAAUUUUUUUUUCAUUUCUCUCCAUAGCCACCUCCAAGUCGUUUUGGGGGAAUUUGCGGUGUCCAACCACCUCAACCGACCACGUUAUGGGAUUUUGUGGCGAGCGGUUUUGCUGUGUCAAUGUUUGAAACAAAAAAGCCACAUUGUGGGGGUGGGGUUUGGGAUGGUUGGGCAUAAGCUACGGACCAAAAACAUUGCAUUUUUUUUAAAAGAAUUUAGAUGCACAAGAACCAGCGAGAUCCUAAGCCCUUGGAGGGCCCAUUUUUAAAAAUAUCUGUGCCACAGUUGCAUAUCUGUAGAUUAGGGGGCUCAUUUAUUUUCACUAGAUUUUCCUUAUGAAGUAACCCGAAUAAAAAGAAAUUGUGAAAGUUCAUUUUUUUUUUGUUCAGAUACAUGAUAACUUGAAAAUCUUAAAAUUUCCCUGUUAACCCGUUUCGAUUACUGUAUAAUAUCCCUGAAAAUUUAACUGAAAAAACCCUUUCAGCCUUAAAAACAUUGGCAAUAGCAAAAAAAACGCCAAACUGGUGGCCCUGAUCUUUAUGGGUUUCUCAGACACAAAAAGCCUAUCCGGGAAAAAACAUUCUAAAAGAAAGCUCAAUUAAAGUGUUUUUAAAAAUUUAAAAAAGCUUUUUAGUCAAGGCUUAAUCUGGCUGGGAAAAUGGCCCCAAAAUUUUAUUUCCCCCUCAUGGCACACAAAACCCAUUGGGGUUACUAUGCCAUGUCAUACCGUUUUUACUCAAAACAAACCAAAAAAAUUGCCUUUGGUAAGAAUAUGAAGUAAAAUCAAUAAUCCAAAAUAAAAUUGAAUAGUGAGUAAGAUCCCUUUAAAGGGCCCAACAUUUUGAUUUCUAUUUUUGUGACAAUUUCCCAAAAGACAUUUUAUGGGGGGCAGAGUUAGGGGUUUUAACUUCUCUGGGUAUUCUCUACAGACAACGCUACGCGACAGCUGGAUCCGACAGCCUGCAGGGAAACCCAAUGGAAUGGAUUUUUUCAUAUUUGGGGGGUGGUGGUAGUUUUCACCAAAAGGAUGCACUAAAAAACAAGUUCAGCUUUAGAAGAGACACAUCCAGCAGUAUUUCAAUUCUAACAGGACAGAACCUACAGACUGAAGACACAGCUGUGUAUUAUUGUGCUCGACGACCACAGUGAUACAAAUCAGCAUCAGACCUGUACUAAAACCUCUAGUCCCAUGAGUAAAAAAAACUCUCAGAAUGGCUUGUGUACGUUUUGUAUAUACAAUAACUGAAAUGAUGUGCUGCAGUACGAUCCAUGUUCAUUUGUACUGCACUUCUUGGUCCAUCAAACAUACUCAAACAUACUCCAUCAAAUAUCUAAACAAUUAUGUAAUCAUUAUAUAAAAGGAAGACGAUAUUUAGUUAACUUCUUUCUAUAUAAUAGUUUAAGGCUUAUCAACCAUCACCUCCCGAAUGGCGCAGUGGUCUAAUGCACUGCAUCGCAGUGCUAGCUGUGCCACUAGGCAAUGAUCCUGGUUUGAAUCCAGGCUCUGUCGUAGCUGGCUGCGACCGGGAGACCCAUGGGGCGGCGCACAAUUGGCCCAGGGUAGGGGAGGGAAUGGCCAGCAGGGAUCUAGUUCAGUUGGUAGAGCAUGGCAUUUGCAACGCCAGGGUUAUAGUAAUAGUAAUAGACAAUAGUAAUAGUAAUAGUAGUCCAGAACAGACUCUGGGAAACGCACAGAACUACAUAGAGCCAUGACUACAUGGAACGCUAUCCCACAUCAAGUAACUCAUGCAAGCAGUAAAAUCAGAUAAAAACCCCCAGAUAAAACUACACUUUAUGGAACAACAUUGACUGUGAAGAGACGCAAACACACACAAAUACUCACACAAACGCUUGCACACACACUCUACACACGCACAUUGUAAUAUUGUUGUAUGGUGGUAUAAUACAUGUUGUGUUGUAGAUAUGUAGUGAUGUACUGAUGUUAUAUGAUGUACUGCUUUAUUUUAUUUUUUGGUUUGUUAAUUGUGUUUGUUAAGUAGUGCCUUAAUGUGUCUGGACCCCAGGAAGAGUAGCUGCUGCCUUGGCAGACGCUAAUGGAGAUCCAUAAAUCCAUAAUAAAUCCAAAUACAAACAUAAACCAUGUUCCGUGCAUCUCUGCUGCUGCUGCCGACAGCUGCAUCCUGUGAUUCUCUCUCCAUUUGGGGGGAUAAAAAUACACAAAUAAAUAAAGUAUUAUUAUUUCAAAAGCCCAGCUAAUUAGUAAUGCUGAGUUACUCUUUUCACCACAGCUGGCCACCUUGUCAUCCCCAGGUCCAAGUGCCAUAGCUUCAGCGGCAGGGCCUUAAACAGGGUUGGUAGUAGGCUCUGGAACUCCCUUCCUCCAUCACCGUCUUUCAGUCCCUCA